Lachnellula hyalina is the source of this 900-nucleotide messenger RNA. RefSeq names its product Pinoresinol reductase. The record is from RefSeq and is a predicted model, not a curated record. The transcript has 2 exons. NCBI's taxonomy places the organism in Eukaryota, Fungi, Ascomycota, Leotiomycetes, Helotiales, Lachnaceae. The coding region runs from base 1 to 900 and encodes 299 amino acids. Gene Ontology annotation, molecular function: oxidoreductase activity.
AUGUCAGAAAUUAAAUCAGUUGCACUCGCUGGCGCUUCCGGCAAUGUUGGACCCCAUGUCCUUAAAGCGCUUGCUGAGGCAAAAUUCCAAGUCACUGUUCUCACCCGAUCCAAGAAGCCAGGAGCAUAUGACUCCAGCGUCAGAGUCAUCGAAGUUGACUACACGUCUCUGGAGUCUUUGACUGCCGCACUCCAGGGCAUCGAUGCACUCGUAUCCACUGUUAGCGGUACAGCCAUCGAAAACCAAACCACCCUCAUCGACGCUGCGGUUGCUGCCGGCGUGAAGCGUUUUAUUCCCUCCGAAUAUGGAAACUGCACCACGAAUCCCAAACUCGAAAGCUUCCCCGUCUACUCCUCCAUGACCAAGAUCAGACAGUAUGUGCAAGAGAAGGCAAAGGCUGGAAAGAUAACCUGGACUGUUCUUGCGUGUGGUGGCUUCUUGGAUUUUCUAUUUGCUAGACCCAUACUAUUCGAUUUUGCAAAUCACAAAGUAACCCUAUAUGACGAGGGUGACAAUCGGAUGAGUUCGACUUCUCUUCCAAAUAUUGGGAAGGCUAUUGCUGGGAUACUAAAGAACUCUGCGGCUACCAAGAACAGGAUUGUGCGAACUUCCGAGAUAAUCUUGACGCAGAACAAGAUAUUGAAAAUUGCACAAGCCCUGAGACCGGAUAUAGAGUGGGAAAUCAGUACGGCCCAGACAAGUUCGAUUCUGAAAGAAGGUCUGGAUGGAAUCAACACUGGCGAUUUCAGCACGCCGACAAUUAUGAAGAUCAUUGUUUCUACAGCGCUUGCUGGUGAUGUGUAUGGAUGUGCUUAUGAUGAGACGGACAAUGAAAUUCUUGGUAUUAAGGAGUUGACGGACGAAGACUUUAAGAGGCUUGUUGCUGAGAGACUUGGUUAA